AGUGCUUUGCAACGAUGACGUUCAGAGCAUAGCUGAACACAUAGACGGAGACGAUCACGUGGCCGGCUCACCAGAGCCCCCGAGCCAACAGCCGGUGCACCCCCUUUCCAACCUCGGCACCACGGCUGAUUGUUCUCAUCUCGAGACACCAGCACACCCGAACACCAGGGGUAAAAUCCCACCCGAACCAUCGCGGAGCGCCUUAUAAAUCAAAGCGUUGGCCAUUUUCCACCUUGCAAAGCGUCUUUUCGGGCCUGAGAGCUUGUUCUUUUCUUUGUUGGCCCUUUUCCCCCUUUUCCUGCUCACGUACAUUUUCGCAGGUUAUUAUCCAGCUUGAUUGAUCUGGCGUAGCGACUGAUCUCUGCCGAAUUCAGCUGACAGAGAAGGAGAGACCGUGAGAGAAAGCGUUACACAUUCAUUAAUCGCCGUUGUUGCUUGCCGUAUUGAGCACUUGCUUGCCGAGAUAUAAACCGAAUAUAUAACAAUGGCGCUCUUUGGAAAGAAGAAGAAGGAGGAGCCACCAGCAGUGGAUCCUUCGAAGCUGAUCAAGACCGAGGUUCCAUUUGAUACACUUCCUGUUGGUUCCAAGAUCCCGGAGGAACGUAAGUUGACAGAUGAACAGCAGGAGAAAUACAAGCUGAUCUUGAAGCACUUCCAAAACCCUGACUUACAGGUGUACACCACGGAGAAGAAUCCGGCUGAGAAGAAGCCACUGUCAGAGUAUGAGAAGGCAUGGCUGACAAAGGAGUGCUUCCUGAGAUACCUCAGAGCCACUAAGUGGGUGGUUAAGGAUUGUAUUGACCGUAUUGAGGGUUCCAUUGCCUGGAGACGUGAAUUCGGCAUCACUGGUGAGAACGAUACCGUGACCCCAGAAUUGGUGUCUGAGGAAGGUGAAACCGGUAAGGAGGUUAUCCUCGGUUAUGAGAAUGACGCAAGACCUAUUCUGUAUUUGAAGCCAGGCCGUCAAAACACGAAGACAUCCUUCAGACAGGUUCAGCAUUUGGUGUUCAUGUUGGAAAGGGUGAUCGAUUUCAUGCCUCCUGGUCAGGACUCCUUGGCCUUGCUCAUUGAUUUCAAACAAUAUGACGAUGUGCAAGGUCACCAGACCUCAAAGAUCCCACCUGUGAACGUUGGUAGACAAGUGUUACACAUUCUCCAAACUCAUUACCCAGAGAGAUUGGGUAAAUCGCUCUUGACUAAUAUUCCAUGGUUAGGGUGGACUUUCUUGAAGAUUAUCCACCCCUUUAUCGAUCCAUUGACCAGAGAAAAGCUUGUAUUUGACGAGCCAUUCCCAGAUUACUGUCCAGUGGAGCAAUUGGAUAAGUUGUACGGGGGUUACGUCGACUUCACCUACAAGCAUGAGGUUUACUGGCCAAAGAUGAAUGAGAUCGCCACACAAAAGAGAGACCACUACCACAAGAGAUUUGAGAAAUUCGGCAGUAUCGUUGGUCUGAGUGAACGUGAUUUGAGAGGUGAUGAUGAGGAACUGCACCAUCCAGUUGAACAGCUGUGGGAGGCCGAACACCCAAAGCAAGAAGGAUCAACAGAUAAAGUUCCAGAGCCUGUGGAAACCAUAACAGAGAAAGUUGAAGCACUUCAAGUUUAAUCAUUGGUAAUUUCAGAUAUAUUAUAGUGUUUUUUCACCAUCUCAGAACAUGAUAUAGCUCAUAGACUUAACUUGAGACCGAGGACAGAUGUGUAGAUGUGGGA
Williopsis jadinii is the source of this 1710-nucleotide messenger RNA. It is a transcript of the gene PDR16, whose product is annotated as phosphatidylinositol transporter. The record is from RefSeq and is a predicted model, not a curated record. The coding region runs from base 485 to 1606 and encodes 373 amino acids. Gene Ontology annotation, molecular function: phosphatidylinositol transfer activity. NCBI's taxonomy places the organism in Eukaryota, Fungi, Ascomycota, Saccharomycetes, Phaffomycetales, Wickerhamomycetaceae. The transcript has a single exon.